Molecule: messenger RNA, 489 nt
Organism: Racocetra persica
Lineage: Eukaryota; Fungi; Glomeromycota; Glomeromycetes; Diversisporales; Gigasporaceae
Source: the annotation of a GenBank genome assembly
GAUGCAAUCGACUAUGCAAUUUAUGAUACAAAAAAUGAUGAAUUUCAAAACAAAAUAAAAAAUUGUGGUUGGAAGUGUUUUUUCAACAAGCAUGUUCAUCUCUUGACAAGAAGAAAUAUAGUCCAAAGAAUCAAAGAUACUAUUCAUACUGAGUUUCCAGAUCUCAUAAAGCCUAAAAUAAAAAAUCGACAAGUCACAUGUAAAGAAGAACAAAAGUUCAAAGAUGCUAAAAUUAUAUGGGAAUGUUAUACAAAAUUAAAUAAACCCAUUGAUGCUAAUGACAAUCCACAAUACACUUAUCUUAAUCUGAUCAUUAAUCGUACUUUUGCGGAUCUAGACACAGAAAAAAAUUCUAUUGCAUUUGGAAUGGCUGUAGCCCUAAACUAUCUUGACCUCUCAAAGAGAAUUAAUAUGGUUUUAACUGAAGUCAUAGAUCGAAUAAACUACAUUCUUGAAAAGAUGCAGGUCUCGGAACUCGAAGAGUUGUGA